Molecule: messenger RNA, 2254 nt
Organism: Sinocyclocheilus anshuiensis
Lineage: Eukaryota; Metazoa; Chordata; Actinopteri; Cypriniformes; Cyprinidae
Gene: abi2a
Product: abl-interactor 2a
Exons: 11
Coding region: 73-1488 (471 amino acids)
Biological process (GO): neuron migration
Cellular component (GO): actin-based cell projection; SCAR complex; lamellipodium
Molecular function (GO): SH3 domain binding; signaling adaptor activity
Source: RefSeq, a predicted model, not a curated record
CUCUGAAGCCGCUGCACUUCCUGUCGCUGGUUGCGCGAGGCGGCUCAGGCGGGCGCGUGGAGGGAUGUAAAGAUGGCGGAGCUUCAGAUGCUGCUGGAGGAGGAAGUCCCAGCGGGUCGCAGAGCGUUACUGGACAGCUCCACCAACCUCCAAAGAGUCGCCGAAUACUGCGAAAGUAACUACGUACAGUCUCCAGACAAGCACGCCGCUCUAGAGGAAACCAAGAACUACACCACUCAGUCACUGGCCAGUGUGGCCUACCUGAUCAACACACUCGCCAACAAUGUGCUCCAAAUGCUCGACAUCCAGGCCUCCCAGCUGCGCCGAAUGGAGUCCUCCAUCAACCACAUCUCUCAGACGGUGGACAUCCACAAAGAAAAAGUGGCGAGGCGGGAGAUCGGCAUCCUCACAACCAAUAAGAACACCUCCCGCACGCAUAAAAUCAUUGCUCCAGCCAAUCCCGAGAGGCCGGUGCGGUACAUUCGCAAACCUAUCGAUUACAGCACGCUGGACGAUAUCGGUCACGGUGUGAAGUGGUUGCUUAGGUUCAAGGUCAACACCCAGAACAUGAAGAUGGGCGGCCUUCUUCGCACCACACCUCCCACACAGAAACCACCAAGCCCCCCAAUGCCAGGCAAAGGCACCAUAGGGAGACACUCCCCCUACAGAACGCUUGAGCCAGUGCGGCCUCCGGUGGUGCCAAAUGACUAUGUCCCCAGCCCCACACGCAAUAUGGCGCCCAUUCUGCAGCAAAGUCCUGUGCGCACGGCGUCUGUUAAUCAGAGGAACCGCACUUACAGCAGCGGGAGCAGUGGCGGAGAGAAAAAUUUAAGGGGGUGGAUCAGUCUGCAGUCAGUGUUUUCUCCAUCUCAUGGCUGUGUUGUUCAUGCAGGUGGUCCUCAGUUCUACAGCAUGAACAGGCCCGUCCCCAGGCAGAUCGCGCCCACAGAGGGGGGUUCGCUGCCGUAUCGCCGGCUGCCCUCAAUCUCGGGUCAGACUUCCAUGCCCCCCAGCCAGCAGAACGGAGGGCCCUAUUACAAUCAGGACCAAGCCUCAGUGGCCCCCCCUCCCCCCAAUGUACUGCAGAUCACACCCCAGCUUCCACUGACGGGUUUUGUGGCUCGCGUACAGGAAACCAUUUCAGAUGUGCCUCCCCCACCUCCCCCUUCGGAAGAGCAGGUGUUUGAGGAAACACAAAACCCAGUUCCACCUCCAGAAGACUAUGAGGAAGAGGAGUCUUCUGUGGUGGAAUACGCUGACCCUUACUCUGAAGAAGACCCACCCUGGGCUCCACAAACAUACUUGGAGAAAGUGGUGGCAAUUUACGACUACACGCAGGACAAGGAAGAUGAAUUGUCUUUCCAGGAGGGGGCCAUCAUCUAUGUCAUUAAAAAGAAUGAUGAUGGCUGGUUUGAAGGUGUGAUGAGCGGCACUACAGGACUCUUCCCUGGAAACUACGUGGAGUCCAUCAUGCACUACACGGAGUGAGAGUGUCCUCAGUCUCUCCCCCAACCCUCGACGCCCACCAGCGCUAAUCUUACACUGCAGAACAGUGCAUGUGUGCAUACAAACCAUGCUAAUAACAGGCCGUGAGACUUCAGAGAUGAGAGGUGCAACAGAAAAGAGGAAGCGAUGUGAAGCUGAACAUUCAGAUGUUGCAGACCAGACUUUUGCACCAAGGACUGAGGAAACACUUGGAGAAAUAAAAUUAUAUGAAUAAAAGCCAAUAUGUUUACGGUUGAAUGAAGGAUACAGAGUUUGAAGUUCAGGAUAUGCAUAAGCUAGAUUUAGUGUGGGUACAUUUUUAUUUUUCCAUAUUUCAUAACCUUUGCUCAUUCCACAGCAUUGCAGUGUUUUGGAAGGCAGCAUGGGGGCUGACUGAUGUCUCUGAAAUGGAUUGUUUUUUGAACGGCCUGAGGUGGGUUCAGGGUGUGCUUUACUGUGAGGUCACGCUCAAAAAGGGAGUUCAUUACAUUCAUGUUGUGUUUUAAGGAACAAGGAAAGUGUGGAACUGAACAGAAAGAGUGAAUAUAGAGAAGUAGCUUUCUAUUUAUUACAUGUUGUGACAGCUUAAGGUUUUUUAAUUUGUCUCUGAAAAGUGUUUUGAUUGUUUAAGUUAUUGAUUGAUUUAUUCUCUCCCAUCUAAUUAAAAUCAGUUUGAGCCAGAUUGAUGAUGAUAUAGGAAAUAUUUGCACAAAGGUUUUAUUUUUUUUUUACUUAAUCAUUAAAUAUAUUUAAUGUUUAUUCACCCCCC